This is a messenger RNA of Thermochaetoides thermophila DSM 1495, 1971 nucleotides long. RefSeq names its product phosphatase-like protein. The record is from RefSeq and is a predicted model, not a curated record. Bases 1 to 1971 code for a protein of 656 amino acids. Gene Ontology annotation, molecular function: alkaline phosphatase activity. The transcript is spliced from 6 exons. NCBI's taxonomy places the organism in Eukaryota, Fungi, Ascomycota, Sordariomycetes, Sordariales, Chaetomiaceae. Gene Ontology annotation, biological process: dephosphorylation.
AUGUUGAUUCGGGUGAACGUGGCUGCGUUGUGCUGUCUGACAGCUUCGCUGUCGGUAGUGUCGGCGCAGACUUUCCAGAGACUCGGCACCUGUCCAACCUUGGGCUGCGUGAUUCCGCCGGACCAGCAAGACUUCCUUCCAGGUCAGGAGUUUGACAUCCGCUUUGAGAUCCAUGCCCCGAAGAACGGCAGUGAGGCAUUCAACAACGGUGUUCCCGACGAGAAGUUCACAGCAACCAUCGCCAAGGAAGGCGGACGGCCCAAGAGUAUUGCCGAAUUCUUCAAGCUGAAGGAGCCUCCAGUAGAGAAGUGGACGUUCUCGUGGUACGAAGACCUGUUCGCCAAAGAUGCGGGGACGCCGUCCGUCGUGAACGUCGCUUCCAAAGUUUACAGACGCGUGGCGCUGUAUGAGCCGGGGACGUACACCGUCACCCUCAAGUAUUAUUCAGGAAAGACGACGGUAGCCAAGUGGACGGUCCGGCCGCUAGCGACCAAGAAGAAGGCCAAAAAUGUCAUUUUAUUCAUCGGUGAUGGCAUGACCACCAACAUGAUCACCGCUGCUCGGUUGCUGGCGCACAAGACUAUCAAUGGACGUGUUUAUGCGGAUUCAUCCCCCGAUCCUCUCGAUGAUCCCAAGGUCGAGACUAUUGUCGAGCUCUUGCGCCGAGUCUGGGGUUCAGCCUGGGGUGCUGUGUCAACCGCUUUCAUUGCUGACGCAACUCCGAUUGCCUUGACUGGCCAUUCUCGCUCGCGGUACCAGUACGGGGUUCUCAUCGACCAAACGUUGAACGGCAUCAAUAAUUACUCCUGGACCACGACGGGUGGUCCGGACGUCUUCUUCGGAGGCGGCGCAGAGCAAUUCUUACCCGGGUCUGGGUCAUACCAGGGGAAGGACUACUAUGCGGAAUUCUCCAAGAAGGGAUAUUCGAUCAGUUGGAACAAAACCGCACUCCUCGCGGCUCCGAAGGACAAGAAAGCUCUUGGGAUCUUUUGCAAGAGCAACUUUCCGGUUUGGCUUGACCGCAACAUCUUUAGAGAGAACCUUGACAGCCUUAGGAAUGAUCCGUCAGGGGCAAAUGGGCCAGCCAAGGACCUGCCUGGGCUUAAGGACAUGACGCUGAAGGCUAUCGACAUUCUGCACACGCGGGGUGGCAAGAAUGGCUUCUUUCUGAUGUCAGAAGGGGCCUCGAUUGACAAGCAGAUGCACGCCCUGGACUACGACCGCGCUCUUGGCGAUCUGCUAGAGCUGGACGAUACCGUCAGAGCCACCAUCGAGAAGCUUAAGGCGCUGAGAAUCCUGGAUGAGACCUUGAUUGUGGUGACAGCAGAUCACGGCCACGGCUUUGAUGUCUUCGGCAAUUCGGACACAAGAUACUUUGCCGCACAGGAGGAUGAGAGGGCCAAGCGCAACGCGAUUGGCAUCUAUGAAAACUCAGGUCUGUCGCAAUACACAGAGCCAAAACCGGGCGUAAGCUACGGAACUGGACCCAACUUCCCGCUCAACUGGGAUCCGCGCUAUGUGAUCGCGGCAGGCAUGGGCGCCAAUCCGGACCACCGUGAGCAGUAUGGAGUGGGUAAGAAGCCGAGAACGCCGGCAAUCUCCAUUGGCGCAAAUGGCGAGGCGUUUGUCAAUCCAAGCGAUCGGCCAGAUGGGUUCGUGGUAAACGGAACGCUGCCGACUCGAGAUACCCAGGGAGUGCACUCCUUGACCGACGUCCCUGUGUAUGCGCGGGGGCCUUGCCAGGAGACAUUUGGUGGCACGUACAACAAUAUCGAUGUGUUCUUUAAGAUUGCAAACUGCUUAGGGCUUGGUCAUCCGACGAACAAGACGAGUGGACUCAGGGCGAGAAGGUCCAAGAUCGUUGCCAAGACGCCAAGCGGCGGAGCCAAGCUCACCUGGACUCGCGCAGCAGAGCGCGAGGCACGUCUGUUUGCAAGGACCAUCGACCGCGUCCCCACGUCGAAAGUCUAA